Messenger RNA from Recurvomyces mirabilis, 720 nucleotides. RefSeq lists its product as uncharacterized. NCBI's taxonomy places the organism in Eukaryota, Fungi, Ascomycota, Dothideomycetes, Mycosphaerellales, Teratosphaeriaceae. The record is from RefSeq and is a predicted model, not a curated record. Bases 1 to 720 code for a protein of 239 amino acids. Gene Ontology annotation, cellular component: membrane. The transcript has 5 exons. Gene Ontology annotation, molecular function: transmembrane transporter activity. Gene Ontology annotation, biological process: transmembrane transport.
AUGGACGAAGCAAAGCACACGGACGGCCUCACAUCGUCUGCGAUCGACCAUGGCACUAUCGAUCAGUCUGAUCUCGAGCUGGAAGAGAAGCGAGGCAACGACUUCGAUCAGCGUGGUAUGAUACGCAUGGGAAAGCGGCAAGAGCUACGUCGCGAGUUCCAUUUCUUCAGCAUAUGGGGAUUCGCAGUCAUCCUGGGCUGUUCGUGGGAAUAUGUCUUGGUUAAUGGUGUCCUGUCUCUUCCGAAUGGCGGCACGGCUGGGAGUGUCUGGAUGUUCUUGAUUGCAUGUAUUGGCAUGUUCUUGGUGGUGCUUUCGAUGGCGGAGAUGGCCAGCAUUGCUCCCACAGCCGGCGGUCAAUAUCAUUGGUGCUCUGAAUUCGCUCCUCCACAGCACCAGAAGUUCUUGUCCUACACAGUCGGCUAUCUGUGUGUACUCGGUUGGCAUGCCUCACUAGCCGGUACAUGCUAUGCCGCCGGUCAGCAAGUCGAAGCCAUCAUCGUCCUCGCGAACCCGAAUUACACCAUCCAGACUUGGCAGACGGCCUUGCUUGCACUGGCAAUCGUUCUUGUGGCGAUCAUGUUCAACACGGUCUUGUACCGCAAGCUCCCGCUCGUGGAAGGUAUUGUCAUGAUAGUGCACGUGUUCGGAUUCUUCGCGAUCAUCGUGGUCCUCUGGUGUGUCCUACCAAGCCAAUGGAAAGCGGCAGUAGCUGACGUGUAG